Molecule: messenger RNA, 947 nt
Organism: Owenia fusiformis
Lineage: Eukaryota; Metazoa; Annelida; Polychaeta; Sabellida; Oweniidae
Source: the annotation of a GenBank genome assembly
UGGAGAUCUGGCUCGUACCACAGAAGAGACAGGGCGGGUGAGCGGCAAAUUCAGGACAGCAGGGAUCGUCAGUUGUAUAUAUACAGUGACAGAAUCGCAAGGAUCUACAUUAAUAGCUCGUUAAGAUGAAGAGCAGCUGUCAAACAACUUGCACGGUCAUCAUGCUUGGAUGGUGCGUCCUAUGGACUCAAAACGUGAUAUCUGCUGACCGGUGCGAGACCCUACAAACUGAGUUACAUGUAACUAAACAAAAGACGGUGGAAUAUAAUGGAAGGACAGUUAGAUUGAUAUGUACAGGUGUCGUUCUGGUGAAUAAGUGCGAAGGAACGUGCUCAUCGGAGGUAUCUCCAAGCGUCGUACACUUUCCAGGGUUUAAAAAGGUAUGUAAUUGCUGUAGAGAAACAGAACUAGAACGUGUAUCAGUGCUCCUACAAGAAUGCUACAAUGACAACAGUCGAGUCGAAGACCAGACCUACACAUUCCACGUGAAUCAGCCUAGGGGUUGUGCCUGCCACGAGUGUACCAUAUAGGGAGCAUGGACACGCAGUCUCCAUCACGUAACGACGCCCGUCGUUCAUACCUAAACCCCCGGACCUAAACGAAGGGAUCGUAUAUCAAGCCAUCUAUCCUGCAUUACUGUAAAAUGUCAACUGAUACGAUAUCCAGGAAAGAAAGGACGUUGGACAGUUGGAAGACAUCUCCAACACACAACUGUACGGUUCAUCCAUUGAUAUGACUAUUUCUCAGCCAUUUAACUUUAAAUGAACAUAUAAUAUCAAACCUUUGCAGAAUUUAAAUUGAUUUUUGUCUUUGCCUUAGGCUACUGCACACAUGUACAAUAGUUUUAUUGUCUUCUUUGAACAAGGAAAAACUUUUAUUUUUGAAAACACGCUGAUUAGGAAUGAUGAUAUGGGACAAAAAGAUUCACACAGAAGAACAUUAUUUGA